Macadamia integrifolia is the source of this 2352-nucleotide messenger RNA. RefSeq names its product ATP-dependent 6-phosphofructokinase 5, chloroplastic-like. The record is from RefSeq and is a predicted model, not a curated record. Gene Ontology annotation, biological process: fructose 6-phosphate metabolic process; glycolytic process. The transcript is spliced from 13 exons. Gene Ontology annotation, molecular function: 6-phosphofructokinase activity; ATP binding. Gene Ontology annotation, cellular component: cytoplasm. NCBI's taxonomy places the organism in Eukaryota, Viridiplantae, Streptophyta, Magnoliopsida, Proteales, Proteaceae. The coding region runs from base 260 to 1843 and encodes 527 amino acids.
ACUUCGUUAAAAUGCAUUGGAAAACCUAUUUUCCCAAACUUUCUUUCGACUGUGGGAAAAGAAAAGUCGUUUACUUAAAACUUCGAAUCAGACUGUACGGCCAAACUUCCCUGCUUUUUCUCUCUUCUCUGCUUGAAGACUUGAACUCCUUCUGAGAUCUCUGCUUCUGCUCUUCUCUCUGUGAAUUCUUCGAAUUCUCAAGAGAGUUAGCCAGAGAGAGUGAGAGAGAGAGAGAGAGAGAGGGAGGAAUUCUAUUUUGAUGGAAUCAAUUUCGUCGCCGAUCGGCGUAACAUUUGUUGCUUCAUCAGUGAAGAAGCCUUCUUGUACUGUUGGAUUUUCUGGUUCUGGUGUUCCGAGAUUAAGGAAUUUUGAUAGAAUUUGUAAGAAUAACCGUGUUUUUACGGAGAAGAAGAAUCCAGCAAUCGAUUUCAGUGAUCCUGACUGGAAGACCAAGUUUCAGGAGGAUUUCGAAAGGCGAUUCGACAUUCCUCAUCUCACUGACAUUUUUGAUGAUCUCGUUCCCAUUCCGUCUACCUUUUGCCUCAGGAGCAGGACUCCUGUGAGUGAGGAAUUUGCAGACGGAUAUCCAUCAGAUGAGAGAUGGCAUGGAUACAUAAACAAUAAUGAUAGAGUGCUUCUUAAGACCAUACACUACUCCUCACCUACAUCUGCUGGCGCUGAAUGUAUUGAUCCUAAUUGUACCUGGGUGGAGCAGUGGGUUCACCGUGCGGGGCCGCGGGAGAAAAUAUACUUCAAACCAGAAGAAGUGAAGGCUGCAAUUGUAACCUGUGGCGGGCUUUGUCCUGGUCUCAAUGAUGUUAUCAGACAGAUCGUUAUUACACUUGAAAUCUAUGGUGUAAAAAAGAUUAUUGGGAUCCCUUUUGGUUAUCGUGGCUUUUUCAAUGAAGGAAUACAGGAAAUGCCGCUAUCUCGUAAGGUUAUUCAAAAUAUUCACCUUGCUGGAGGGAGUUUAUUAGGAGUUUCACGUGGUGGUCCAGAUGUUAGUGACAUUGUCGAUAAUAUGGAGGAAAGGGGAAUAAACAUGCUCUUUGUCUUGGGUGGAAACGGUACUCAUGCUGGUGCUAAUGCAAUACACAAUGAGUGUCAUAAGAGACGGAUGAGAGUAGCUGUUGUUGGUGUCCCAAAAACUAUUGACAAUGAUAUUCUUUGGAUGGAUAAGACCUUUGGUUUUGAUACUGCUGUUGAAGAAGCACAACGAGCAAUAAAUUCUGCCUACAUUGAGGCACAUAGUGCUUACCAUGGUAUUGGCAUUGUAAAAUUGAUGGGCCGAAGUAGUGGAUUCAUAGCCAUGCAUGCAUCCCUCGCUAGUGGACAAGUUGAUGUAUGCUUGAUACCUGAGGUACCUUUUUAUCUACAUGGCCCUCAUGGUGUUUUAAAUCAUCUAAAGUGUCUUCUUGAGACAAAGGGAUCAGCUGUUGUCUGUGUAGCUGAAGGAGCUGGACAGAAUUUAAUUGAGAAGACUAAUGCUAAAGAUCCAUCUGGAAAUAUUAUACUUGGUGAUAUUGGUGUCCAUAUUCAACAAGAGACAAAGAAGUACUUUAAGGAGAUUGGUUUUCCGGCUGAUGUGAAGUAUAUUGACCCCACAUACAUGAUCCGUGCAUGUCGAGCAAAUGCAGCUGAUGGCAUUCUCUGUGCUGUUCUAGGACAAAAUGCUGUUCAUGGAGCGUUUGCUGGAUAUAGUGGCAUUACAGUGGGCAUAUGCAAUACUCACUAUGUCUACUUUCCAAUUCCUGAAGUCAUUACUUAUCCUAGGCAGGUGGACCCUAACAGUCGAAUGUGGCAUCGUUGCUUGACUUCAACGGGUCAGCCAGAUUUUGUCUGACUAUGAGAGAUCUCACUUAUAAGCCCUUCUACGCAUUUAUCACUAAGAGAGAGACUCAGAGAGCAUCUGGUGGCUUGUAUGCUUCCAGAUGUGUAUGGAGUACAGGAAGAAGCCAUCUUUAAUCCUUUAGAUGGUGGUGGAAAUUAAAGUCUUCUAACUGCGUUGUGUACUAGAAAUAAAUAAUACCACAGGGAAAUUAAAGUAAGUGGUACAUACCAUGAAGGGCAGUGACAUAGGUAAGGAUUCCGCAAGGUGAGUUUCAAUUUUUUUUAACAUACAAUUGUGGGUCCUACCUUCUGUAAGCCUCUCUAGAAUUUUAAUUUUUAAUUUAUAAAUGUGUACCAAUAAAGGAAGGUAAAAGUUUUGUAACUUCUGGCAUAUUUAUCUCCGAUUCAAAUUUUUUUUCUCUUGUUAGCUAGAGGAAAUUGUAGCACAUUCAAAGACUUGUAAUUAAGCUUAACUUUCAUACUACGAGGGGUUAAAUUAUAAAUACUUUGUUUUGUUAUUUA